UAGCAGGAGUCGCUUUGUUGCGGCCUUGUGGGGGGUUUAUUGGAAUCAAGUUAUUGGAUCCAAUACAAAAGGACCUGCUAAAGUCCAAGAUGAGUGAUACAAGGACAACAUAUAUUAGGUUAUGUAAAGAUGUUCAUAUUGAACCACAGGAAAGUUUAAUACAAGAAAUGAAAAGAUUAAGUCCAGAAAACACUCUUCUUGACUUGUCAACAUGUAGCCUAACAACUGAAAUGUGUUCUGUAUUAGGGAAGUUGUUUGCCAUAGAUUACACACUAACCCAGCUUUCUCUAGCUGACUGCAUGCUUCCAGAAGAUGGAAUGAAGGCUGUAUUACUUGGACUUUGUAGCAACAGAACAGUAACAUCCUUAGACUUGAAGGGAAAUAAUAUGCGAGUUGCUGGUGCUGAAGGAGUUGGACGUCUUCUUCGUCAUAAUCACCAUGUGAAAAGUCUUUGUUUAGAGUGGAACACAUUGGGUCUACUUCCUGAUAAAUUUGCUCUGCUUGCAGAAGGUUUGGCAGUUAAUACAUCCCUAAAGAGCUUGGACCUACGGAAUAACCAGAUUAACCACGAGGGUUCUAAGCACAUUGCCCUAGCUCUCCAGAGAAAUGGAAAUUUAGAAAAAUUAGAUCUGAGGUGGAAUAACUUGGGCCUUAUGGGAUGUCGAGCAUUACAGGAGUGUGUGCAGUAUAAUAGAUCUUUAACUGAACUGCAACUGGCAGGAAUUGGUGUUCCUGCUGAUAUUGUAAAAACUAUAGAAACAACCAUUUUCAGUAAUGCAGAGAGACAACUUGCCACAACAGAAUGGUUUGAACGUACACAGAGACUUACUGAAGAAAUUAGACAGCUUGAGCACAACAAAAAUUUAGAGGUAACACAUUUAAUGGACAGACUUGAACAGGUGGAUGAAGAAAUGAACAACACUCAAAAACAUAGUUUAAUCAAAAUAAAACACCUUCAGGAAGCCUUGGAUGAGAGAACAAAUGCCUUCAGAAACCUUGCAGCUAAAGUGGAAACUCUUCAAGCAACACUGAGCUUGGCUGAACAGAAAAACAAAGACUUAUCUGAAAUUCUGUCUCAGGCACAACAAGACAACAGUGAUUUAAGAAAACAGCAUUACAACCUGUUAUCCCAAGAAAGGAAGGACAGAGCUAACAGUGAAGCUCAACUAAUAGAAGAUCUCAGUAGCUUAAAAGAAAAAAAGUUACAAUUAGAACAAGAGGUAACUAAAAUUCAUCAGAGAGAGAAAACCCUAGAAGAAAGAGUUCAAGAACUGGAAAUAAAAGUAAAAAAUUAUGAAAAAAGGAUAAGAGAAAUGGAAGAAAGUCACCAAGGUCAGCUAUCAAUAUUGAAAGAACAACACAGAGUUAUGCUACAGGAUGCAGAUCAACUACGAGAAAAGGAUCUAUUGAAAGUAAGGACUGAGGCUGAGGCUAUGGAGAGCAGCUUAAGAGAGCAUAUUAAGAAGCUUACAUCACAGAGAACAUCUUUGGAAGAGGAAGUUGGAAAGUUAAACACUCAAAUAAUGGCAGAACGAAGUAAAGCUGAGGAUCAAUUGGCUUUGCAAAAACUCCACUGGAAGGCGGAAGAGGGACAGCGUGUAAGUUGGCUUGAAGAAAAAGUGAAAAUGAUAGAAGAAGCAAAAGAAAAUCAAGAGAAAUAUGCACAGCAGCAAUUACAGACCAUUCAUGAACUUCAGUCAGAGAAGAAAACAAUGUCUACAGAGAUGGAGAAUCUGAAGAAAAAUCUAGAGAAACAAAGAGAAGACUUGGCUGGAAAGGAAGAAGAAAUUCAAGUUGCAGCCACUAAAGUAAAACAUCAUGUUCAUGAAGUCUUCCAACUUCAGAAAUUAAUUGAGGAAAAUGUCCGGAAACAUCAAGAAGAGAUAACAGAAAAAGAACAAGAAAUCAAAAGUCUUAGGAAACAAGUGAGAGCUCGGGAUGACCAGAUCAGACAUAUCCAGGAUAGUGAAGCCCAGAGAGCCGCCAUAUUGCAAUCAGCAUUUAAAAGCUAUUUUAGUGAACGAUCAGAUACAUUAAAUCCACACCACUGACCCAACAAGUGGUCAUGAUUCACUGUUAUUGAGGAUCUGUGUCACAAUGAUCAGUCAGUUGUUACAAGGUAGUAUGAUGGAAGUUAAGGUUUAAGCCAGAUCCACUAAUUAAUUAGUAGUGAAAGGUCUGUUCAUGUUAAGUCUGUGUGGUCCAUCUUAGUAGGUAUGAGUCGAAGAAGUUGAAAAUGUUAAAAUACAACGGGUAGUUGUAAUGGUUUCAAAAUUCAAAUGAAUGUCUACUUUAAUUCUGCCAUAAUACUUGAAUCUUGAUAUGCCAAGUUUGUUUCAUUCGGUAUACCAUAAAAAUGGUUUUGAACAGUUUUAUUUACUGAUGUUGGAGCAGUAGGGUCCCAAGUACAUAGCUUGUUGUGCCUAACAGUCUGUAAAACUCUUGGAGAAAAAAAAGAGCAAUAGAAUACAGGUUAAUACACAUUUGUAGGAGUCAAUUUGAAUUAAUACUUAUAAAUUUAUAUUUUAUGUUUAUAUCCACCUUCGA
Messenger RNA from Limulus polyphemus (Atlantic horseshoe crab), 2547 nucleotides. RefSeq names its product leucine-rich repeat-containing protein 45-like. The transcript is spliced from 21 exons. Gene Ontology annotation, cellular component: centrosome. Gene Ontology annotation, molecular function: protein binding. NCBI's taxonomy places the organism in Eukaryota, Metazoa, Arthropoda, Merostomata, Xiphosura, Limulidae. Bases 90 to 2051 code for a protein of 653 amino acids. The record is from RefSeq and is a predicted model, not a curated record.